UCCGCAGUUCUGAUGGAAUAAAUCCAGCACUCCCAGUCAUCCGCCCACACUAGCCACACUUCCCCUGCGGAAACAAGCCCAGAGAACAGAACCAUCGGCAGCAUGUGGUGGCUCAAGGUUCUACUGUUGCUGCCCACGGUGAGCUUUGCGCUCUACCCUGAGGAGCUACUGGACACCCAAUGGGAGCUAUGGAAGAAGACCUACAGGAAGCAGUAUAACAGCAAGGUGGAUGAAAUCUCUCGGCGUUUAAUUUGGGAAAAAAACCUGAAGCAUAUUUCCAUCCAUAAUCUUGAGGCCUCUCUUGGUGUCCACACAUAUGAACUGGCAAUGAACCACUUGGGGGACAUGACCAGUGAAGAGGUGAUUCAGAAGAUGACUGGACUCAAAGUACCCUCAUCCCAUUCCCGCAGUAAUGAUACCCUUUAUAUCCCAGACUGGGAAGGCAAAACCCCGAACUCCAUUGAUUAUCGAAAGAAGGGAUAUGUUACUCCUGUCAAAAAUCAGGGUCAAUGUGGUUCCUGUUGGGCCUUUAGCUCUGUGGGUGCCCUGGAGGGCCAGCUUAAGAAGAAAACUGGUAAACUCUUAAAUCUGAGUCCCCAGAACCUGGUGGAUUGUGUGUCUGAGAAUGAUGGCUGCGGAGGGGGCUACAUGACCAAUGCCUUCCAGUAUGUGCAGAAGAACAGGGGCAUUGACUCUGAAGAUGCCUACCCAUAUGUGGGCCAGGAUGAAAGUUGUAUGUACAACCCAACAGGCAAGGCAGCUAAGUGCAGAGGAUACAAAGAGAUCCCCGAGGGGAAUGAGAAAGCCCUGAAGCGGGCAGUGGCCCGAGUGGGCCCCAUCUCCGUGGCCAUCGAUGCAAGCCUGACCUCCUUUCAGUUUUACAGCAAAGGUGUGUAUUACGAUGAAAACUGCAAUAGUGAUAAUCUGAACCAUGCGGUUUUGGCAGUGGGAUAUGGGAACCAGAAGGGAAAAAAGCACUGGAUAAUUAAAAACAGCUGGGGAGAAAACUGGGGAAACAAAGGCUAUAUCCUCAUGGCUCGGAAUAAGAACAACGCUUGUGGCAUUGCCAACCUGGCCAGCUUCCCCAAGAUGUGACUUCAGCCAGCCAACCCUAUCCUGCUCUUCCAUUCCUUCCGUGGUGGCGCAACGAUGAGUACUGUGGAAGGGAGUUGGUGUGCCUUUCUUGAAGCAGAUGUAGUGAUACAGAGAUUGUGUGUUCAGUCUCCCCAUUCGUUUGUACUUCAGGCAACACUGCUACUACUUUCCUUCUCUCCACCCAUGGCCUUUAUUUUUCACUGUGGCCACAGUAGGAGUGUCCCUAACAGGUGUGCAUUCUUAGGCUAAGAGAUGUGACCACAGCCUAGCCUGACCAGGUUGUUUGGGGCUGAUGCUGUGCAAAUAAUUACAAGCUUGAACUCUUCAGAUAGGCUCAAUUCUCAUUCAUAGGGCCUGGUUAGCUUUGACCACUCUAGGGGAUUAAGGAAAUCUGACUUGUCCAUCUCCAAGUUCACUUCUGUAUCCCAAGGUAGAAAUAUCAAUGUUUUAUACCCCAAUUCAUAAAUCUUUUCAUCAGUUUUUGGUACAAGUGAACAUGAUACAAGAAAUGUAUUUCCUUUUUUCUCCUUUGCAUUUUAUAAGUAAAUCUAGUAUUUAUCUUUGGUCUAUAACGUAAUAAAUA
Molossus molossus (Pallas's mastiff bat) is the source of this 1678-nucleotide messenger RNA. It is a transcript of the gene CTSK, whose product is annotated as cathepsin K. Lineage: Eukaryota; Metazoa; Chordata; Mammalia; Chiroptera; Molossidae. Gene Ontology annotation, molecular function: cysteine-type endopeptidase activity. Gene Ontology annotation, biological process: immune response. Bases 103 to 1095 code for a protein of 330 amino acids. The record is from RefSeq and is a predicted model, not a curated record. Gene Ontology annotation, cellular component: lysosome. The transcript has 8 exons.